Mugil cephalus (flathead mullet) is the source of this 933-nucleotide messenger RNA. RefSeq names its product lymphocyte antigen 75-like. Bases 1 to 804 code for a protein of 267 amino acids. The record is from RefSeq and is a predicted model, not a curated record. The transcript is spliced from 4 exons. Lineage: Eukaryota; Metazoa; Chordata; Actinopteri; Mugiliformes; Mugilidae.
AUGCUGUGGACUCUGCUGUUCUUCUGUUUGAUUGCUAACUGCACAACAGGAAAACUGAUAGAGGGAGGAAAAACAACUCAGUCUUCAACCUACACUGAUCACUUCUCUGACAAAGCUGUUGAUGGGGAUUACUAUCACUGUGCUCACACUCAAAACAAGUCCAACUCCUGGUGGACAAUGGAUUUACUGGGUCUAUAUGAAAUUUCCUGUAUCAACAUCAACAACACUGUUGCUGAAAAUAUUGACUUAACGAAUGCUCAGAUCCUCAUUGGGAACUCAUCUGAUGGAAACUUUAAACACCACAAUGUGUGUACAACUAUUUCUGACAGCACCAACGGAAAAAAUCUAACAUUUCAAUGUGACAAUGGACCCAUGUCUGGACGCUAUGUUACCGUACACUUAGAAAGAACAUAUUUUGUCAUUUUGUGUGAGGUGAAGAUCUACGGUACAAAAAAAGAUGGCUUGAUGCUGGUCCAAGAGAACAGAACCUGGGAAGAAGCCCUGUACCACUGCAGAGACUUAAACAUGGAUCUGGUGUCCAUCCUCGAUGAAGACACUCAGGGCUGGGUUGAGUUGGAGGCCAGGAAGGCUGACAGUCCCUAUGUAUGGCUGGGUCUUCACUACAAUUGCACACAGAAAUUAUUUUUGUGGGUCGAUGAUCACAUUGCAACAUUCGAGCGCUGGGGUCCAGGAGAGAAAGAAAUAGAAGACUGUGACAUGAGUGCUGUCAUGGACACAACAGGAAAUCACUACUGGUGGAAGAAGUUUGACAUUAAUUUGUUUAAUUUCAUCUGUGCCGAGUAAAAGACUUGUUUGACUUUACUUACUGAGUAGUGGAUGUCCCUCUAAUAUAUCAUAUGUGAGGGGUCCUGGCCCAGAGUAGCAGCUUUUCAGAUGUAGUGCUGCUGAAAUGAAGCCAACAUUUCUACUCUG